AUGUUGGCCAAAGAUGGAACAAUUUCUGUGGCUUCUGCAUUUGCCGGUCACGAAGAAGUUGUACAGGAUAGAGACCACAAAUUCUUAACGAAAGCUGUUGAAGAGGCUUAUAAAGGGGUAGAAUAUGGGGACGGUGGUCCAUUUGGUGCAGUUGUUGUCUGUAAUGAUGAGGUCGUUGUGAGCUGUCACAAUAUGGUGUUGAAAAAUACAGACCCUACUGCGCAUGCUGAAGUUACAGCAAUAAGAGAGGCAUGUAAGAAGCUCAAUCAACUCGAGCUGUCGGACUGCGAGAUCUAUGCAUCUUGUGAGCCUUGUCCAAUGUGCUUUGGUGCCAUAUUUCUUUCAAGAAUUAAGAGGUUGGUUUAUGGAGCCAAGGCCGAAGCUGCUAUUGCAAUUGGCUUCGAUGAUUUUAUUGCAGAUGCAUUAAGGGGCACUGGGAUUCAUCAGAAGGCUCACUUGGAGAUCAAAAGAGCUGAUGGUGAUGGGGCAAUUAUUGCAGAGCAAGUAUUUGAGAAGACAAAAGCCAAAUUUCCUAUGUAUUAA
Messenger RNA from Ilex paraguariensis (yerba mate), 543 nucleotides. NCBI's taxonomy places the organism in Eukaryota, Viridiplantae, Streptophyta, Magnoliopsida, Aquifoliales, Aquifoliaceae. The record is from the annotation of a GenBank genome assembly.